Molecule: messenger RNA, 369 nt
Organism: Saitoella complicata NRRL Y-17804
Lineage: Eukaryota; Fungi; Ascomycota; Saitoellomycetes; Saitoellales; Saitoellaceae
Product: CheY-like protein
Exons: 1
Biological process (GO): phosphorelay signal transduction system
Source: RefSeq, a predicted model, not a curated record
CGCGUGCUUGUCGUUGAGGAUAACCCCAUCAACGCGAUGAUUCUGUCGGCGUAUUUGAGCAAGCGGGGAAUUCUGCACCAGAAGGCUUUCAACGGAGCGCUUGCGGUGGAUACAGUCAAGAAUGACAGGGAAGGCUUUGAUCUGGUGUUGAUGGACUUGCAAAUGCCUGUCAUGGACGGCUUCGAAGCAUCUGAGGCGAUUCGAUCAUAUGAAGCCGAAGUGUCGGACGAAGGGUAUGAGCGGAAGAAGACUCGCAUAUGUGCGUUGACUGGCUUGGACACUGGCGACGACAGAGAGAAAGCAAGACGGAAAGGAAUUGAUGAUUUCUUGACCAAGCCGGUGAGCCUGGAUAAGAUGGAUCGAGUGAUC